This is a messenger RNA of Aplosporella prunicola CBS 121167, 1529 nucleotides long. RefSeq lists its product as uncharacterized. Gene Ontology annotation, biological process: regulation of transcription by RNA polymerase II. The record is from RefSeq and is a predicted model, not a curated record. Gene Ontology annotation, molecular function: transcription coactivator activity. NCBI's taxonomy places the organism in Eukaryota, Fungi, Ascomycota, Dothideomycetes, Botryosphaeriales, Aplosporellaceae. The transcript has 2 exons. The coding region runs from base 12 to 1181 and encodes 389 amino acids. Gene Ontology annotation, cellular component: core mediator complex; mediator complex.
CAACCCUCGCCAUGGCCCAGAUCCUGGAAACGCCGCUCGACGAGCGCCAAUGGCGCAGCCCCGUCGCCAUCCAGAACCUCAACACCUACUACGGCGGCCUGCACCGCGGCACCAUCCACAUGUACUUUGCCGAGUCGGACUUCUUCGACAAGACGUCCAACAACUGGGCUCUGUUCAUGAGCGGCCAGGAGUGGGUGGGCAACCGCGACGUCUUCGAGACGCGCCUGCGCGCCAUGCAGGGCCUGGAGUACAUGGUUGUGGCCGAGCCGGAGCGCCGCCCCGACGGCUCCGACACGGGCGUCUACGUCGUGCGCAAGCAGCAUCGCCGCAAGCGCCCCGGCCACGACGACGACAUCACCGUCCUGGCCUCGUACUACGUCAUCGGCGAGCACAUCUACCAGGCCGGCUCGCUCGAGGACGUCGUCGGCAGCAAGAUUCUCGCCGCCACUACCUCCCUCUCCAAGUUCUUCGCCAUCGCCUCCUCCCUCCCCAUCUACACCUCCGGCCGCGGCUACUCGUACUUCGCGCCCUCAACGACGCUCAAGCGCGCCGCCACAUCGGCGAACCAAUCGCGGCGGUCCAGCCGCGCCGGCAGCCCCACGCCAGCCGACAUCUCAAUGCUGGACGCAGCCGACAGCACGCAGACGACGGGCAGCGGCGGCGCGGCAGCGCAAAAACAAGGCGGCAAGGCGGCCGCCGGAGCGGCCACCAACGCCGCCGCCGCAGCGACGUCCAUCAAGGCGCUUAGGGCCUCGUUCGACCUCUUCAGCGCGUACGAGGACGAGUAUAUGGACACGAAUCCGCUGGUCGGCGAGCCCGGCGCGUUUACCUUCAGCGCCACGUCGCGGCACGUGCAGCAGAUGCACGCGAAAACGCAGGCGGACGCGGCGGCGGCGGCAGCGGCUGCAGCAGCGGGAGCGGGAGCGGGGGCGGGGGCAGGAGCGAGCGGCGGGGCGGGUAUAGGCACGGUUGCUGCUGCAGGAGCGGGUGUAGGACUGGGCAAGGCACCCGACCCUGCCCGCCCUGACUCAAAACCCGCUACCCCAGCCACGUCGCCCACUCUGGAGCCGGCGAAGCGGCCGCGCAUCAAGAAGAGCAAGAGUCGCGCGCCGACGGCGCCGGCAAGCCCGGCUACGCCUGCAGGGGGGACGCCGGGGCCGGGGCUGGGUGGGGGGAGGUAGUUGGGGAGGGUGCUGAAGGGCGCGUUUGGUCGGGUGGGGUGGUACGUGGCGUGUGUGAGGAUAUUUGACGGAGUUUGCGCAAAAUUUGCGGAGGGGAGGGGCGGGAUGCAGGAAUGCAGACUGCAUGGCGCGGUGCUUGAGUAGGCGGUGUACGCCUUGUAUGCGGUGUAUGUGGUGUGGUGUGGUGUGUUGUAGUUUUACGUGUGCGUGGUUUGUUGGGCGGUUGGGCGGUUGGGUGUGUGGUGGUAGGUAGCCAAGUAAGUGCGUGCGUGCGUGCGUGCGUGAGUAAGCGGCAGAGCAAUAUGAUACCCCGAGCGGCUGACCUGAACGUUUUCUGUCCUUUUGUCU